AUGCUAUUGGCUGAAUCUAAUUGCACCAAUUUGAGUCGAAAAAGACGACGCGAUGGGAAAGAAAAGAACGUAGAAACUGCAUUGUCCGUUUGGUUUGCUCAAACCAGGACCAAAAAUGUACCAAUAAAUGGUAACAUAUUAACCCACAAAGCUACUAGCUUUGCUAAAACAAUGAAAAUGGAUGACUUUAUUCCUACUUCAGGUUGGCUUCAGCGUUGGAAAGAAAGAAACAACAUAUCAUUUAAACGCAUUUAUGGGGAGAAAAAAGAUUCCGAUAUAAAUGCUGCUGAAUACUGGUGCCAAUGGACAUUAAAAGAUCUUUUAAAAGAUUAUACACCGGAAAACAUUUAUAAUUGUGAUGAAACAGGACUCAUAUUCCGAGGUUUACCCGACCGGACACUAUCAUUUAAAAAUGAAAUACCGAUUGGAAGUAAAAAAAUGAAGGAUAGAUUAACUGUAAUGGUAUCCUGCAAUAUGACGGGUUCGGACAAACACCCAUUGAUGGUCAUUGGGAAAAGAAAGAAUCCUAGGUGCUUCAAAGGAAUCAAAACACUUCCAGUUAACUACGUUGUCAAUAAGGUAGCAUAUCAAUUUCAGUAG
Messenger RNA from Octopus sinensis (East Asian common octopus), 600 nucleotides. RefSeq names its product tigger transposable element-derived protein 4-like. NCBI's taxonomy places the organism in Eukaryota, Metazoa, Mollusca, Cephalopoda, Octopoda, Octopodidae. Bases 1 to 600 code for a protein of 199 amino acids. Gene Ontology annotation, cellular component: nucleus. Gene Ontology annotation, molecular function: DNA binding. The record is from RefSeq and is a predicted model, not a curated record. The transcript has a single exon.